AUGUCGCAAAUCGAUGUGCGCUCGCUGUUGGAACUGCUCGAGUCACCUUUACAAGGCUCACGAGAGGCUGCUCUGUCCACAGUGACGAGCCUCAAGGAGCUGACACGCGAUGCAAACAUUGCUCAACCUCUUUACACUCCAUAUGGUCUAUCAUGUCUACUGCGUUAUGGCUUCCCUGAGGCGCAAGAGUAUGAUACGACCGCUCUUGAAGCACAGCGAUGCCUUGCAAACGCUCUUCUUCAGUCCAAUAACUGCGUUGAGCUCCUCAUGAAGGACGAAGUUGGAGGACUUGCGAGGAUGCUCCAAGUGGCCUUGCAAGUUCAAGCGACAGCCGCAUCUGAUUUCUUGCUCGGGCGCAUUCUCUUCUUGCUAUGUACAAAGUCAGCGAAUGGUUUUGUCAGCCAAGCUGGACAGAACAGCAUUGAAAGCCUCCAAAAGAUCUUGGAAGGUCUACAGUAUCGUCACUUCGAGAAGUACUGUCCAGGAGAUGCUACACAAGGAGCGGCAACGGUUGAGCUGCUCAAGUUAUUAUACUCCCUGACAGUCUUUGCGCCAGAUAUUGUCAAGCACAUGGCAAAACUUACGCGAGUGGUUCUUGCAUUGCUUGAUCAAGCCAGCCACGAAGGUCAGAUCGAUGUGUUGCAUCACGCAAUCAGUCUCUUGACAAAUCUUGAGAUAGCGCCCGAAGAACUCGGAUCGUGCUUUCCAAUUUUGCCGAAUCUUCUACUCUCUCGUCUUGAAGCGACCCUGGAAGAGCUCAAGGAUGGUCAGCGUGGAGGACGAUCUCUCAAAGCCGAUGAGAAAGCCGCACCUCUCUUGUCGUUGCUCUCAAAAAUCGCUGCAUGUGGUCACAAGGAAACGCGCAACUUACUACGUGACCGACUCUUGGUACAAGAUGCCGAGAGACAUGUACCACUGGGACGCGGUCAGUCUCUCGCAUCGCGUCUUUUGCAUACGACAACAACCUCUGGAUCUCUGACUGCGCGAGAGUGUAUCUCUGCGCUUCUCUAUGAGCUCUCUGAUAGCGACCCACAACAAUUUGUGCUUAAUGUUGGGUACGGCUAUGCCUCUGGUUUCUUGACAGCACACGGCCUACCGACGCCUCGACUUGAACAAGGCCAAGUAAAUCCCAUCACAGGACAGAAAACAGCAGACGAGGAAGCAGACUAUGCCUCUUUAGAAGACAUGACUGAUGAGGAGAAAGAACGAGAAGCUGAGCGGCUUUUCGUUCUCUUUGACCGGCUCAAGAAAACUGGUAUCGUUGAUGUCAAAGAUCCUAUCAGAGAAGCAGUUGAGUCAGGCAGGUUCGAGGAAAUGUAG
Messenger RNA from Protomyces lactucae-debilis, 1320 nucleotides. Its product is annotated as guanine nucleotide exchange factor. NCBI's taxonomy places the organism in Eukaryota, Fungi, Ascomycota, Taphrinomycetes, Taphrinales, Protomycetaceae. The transcript has a single exon. The record is from RefSeq and is a predicted model, not a curated record. Bases 1 to 1320 code for a protein of 439 amino acids. Gene Ontology annotation, cellular component: cytoplasm. Gene Ontology annotation, molecular function: G-protein alpha-subunit binding; guanyl-nucleotide exchange factor activity. Gene Ontology annotation, biological process: G protein-coupled receptor signaling pathway.